Melanotaenia boesemani (Boeseman's rainbowfish) is the source of this 3259-nucleotide messenger RNA. It is a transcript of the gene ppig, whose product is annotated as peptidylprolyl isomerase G (cyclophilin G). Bases 138 to 2246 code for a protein of 702 amino acids. Gene Ontology annotation, cellular component: nucleus. The transcript has 13 exons. The record is from RefSeq and is a predicted model, not a curated record. Gene Ontology annotation, molecular function: peptidyl-prolyl cis-trans isomerase activity. Lineage: Eukaryota; Metazoa; Chordata; Actinopteri; Atheriniformes; Melanotaeniidae. Gene Ontology annotation, biological process: protein peptidyl-prolyl isomerization; protein folding.
CAUCCAUUGACGUGCCUGUCGCGCCAUCUUUAGAAAACAGGCAGCCAUACACUGAAUGAAACUUAAUUUUUGUCGUUUGUAAGAGCUGUUCGCUGUGUGGGCUGAAAUCCUUGGUUUUCCAGGCGUUUUGAGUGACCAUGGGGAUCAAAGUUCGUCCUCGCUGCUUUCUUGACAUAGGAAUCAGUAAUGUUCUUGUCGGCAGAGUUGUGGUGGAGCUGUUUUCAGACAUCUGUCCAAAAACGUGUGAAAACUUCCGAUGCCUAUGCACUGGUGAAAAAGGCAUUGGCAAAGGUACCCAGAAACCACUGCACUACAAAGGAUGCCUCUUCCAUCGAAUUGUUAAAGACUUCAUGAUUCAAGGAGGAGACUUCAGUGAAGGCAAUGGAAGAGGCGGUGAAUCCAUCUAUGGAGGCUUUUUUGAAGAUGAAAGCUUUGCUGUCAAACACAACAAGGAGUACCUGCUGUCUAUGGCCAAUAGGGGCAAAGAUACAAAUGGAUCUCAGUUUUUCAUAACAACAAAACCUUCACCGCAUCUGGAUGGUGUCCAUGUUGUUUUUGGCCAUGUGAUCUCCGGCCAAGAGGUUGUUCAAACCAUGGAGAACCAGAAAACUGAUCCUAAUAGCAGGCCGUAUGCUGAGGUGAAAGUUUUGAACUGUGGGGAGCUCAUCCCUAAAUCUAAAGCAAAGAAAGUCGGAAAAAAGAAAGAAAAAGCCUCCUCCAGCAGCUCCAGUGACUCCGAGAGCUCUUCAAAGUCGUCCUCUGAUUCUGAAGAGUCUGAGAAAGAAUCCAAGAAGCAGAAAAAGAAGGCAAAAAAACUAAAAAAGAAACAGAAGAUGAAGGAAGAAGACAUAAAAAAGUCAGAACCUGAGAGCGCUGAAGAGAAGGAGCAAGAAGACUUGGUUACAUCUACUGUACGUCCUGAAGAAAUACCACCCAUCCCUGAGAAUCGAUUUCUCAUGAGGAGAAGCCCUCAGCCUGUUCAGAAGUCAGAUGAAGUUAAGGAUCAACGAAGGAAAGAGGACAGGCCAAGAGAGAAUGCUGGAAUAACAUAUAACUCUCAAUCAGCAUAUCACAGACGACUAGUGGUGACGACCCGAUCUGGGCGCAAGAUAAAAGGCAGGGGACCGAGGAGAUAUCGGACUCCAUCACGCUCUCGGUCGAGAUCUAGAGAUCGUUUUCGGCGCAGUGAAACCCCUCCACACUGGCGUCAGGAAAUGCAGCGACAGAGGAUGAGGGCAGUCACAGGAGAGCGCUGGAUUAAGGGAGACAAAGGUGACAUGAACCAGACAAAGGAUGAGGAAAAUAAAGCCCCAAGGAGAGAGAGGAGGCUCUCCAACACAAAACAUGAACACUCAACUGAGGUUAAAAAAGACAAAAACGCUCAGUCUCAUAGGUCUGAAAGUAAAGAAGACUGUGUUGAAAAGGAUGAGAAGCAGAGCAAACACAGAGCAAAGAAAAAAGAUAAGUCUCAAAGUCGCAGUAAAAGCCGAGACAAGAGUAAAAGGUCAAAAAGCAGAGAUAGGGGUAACAAGCAGAAAAGUGAUGAUAGAAGAGGUCGCUCCAGAAGUAAAGAAAGAAAUGUUAAUAAGAAAGAAAAGGAGUCAGAUUCAGAUCACAGUAAAGAUAGAAAUAAGGGUCACGAAUCUGAUAAAAAACCUAAAGAAGACCCAAAAGGAAAAAAUGGUGAGAGAAUUAGGACAAAGUCACUGAGCAAGGAGAGAGCAUCUACAAAAGAUAAGCAGAGAUCCAGCAGCAGAACCAGGGAGAGAGGUGGGCGUGCAGUGUCCAAAGAUAAAGAAGAAAAAAGAGAAAAAGACAAAGAGAGGGGCAGAGAACGCAGCAAGAGUAAAGAAAGACGACACAACAGUGAAAGGGAGAAUAAGCACCAAGGAGCAUCCAGGGAUAAAGAUCGGCGAUCAAGAAGUCCAGACAGGAAUAAGACUAGAGACUCUCACCGAGGCAGGCGCUCCAGAAGCAGAAGUCGUAAGAGAGACCACAGCAAAGACCGAUCAUCUCAUAGAAAAGACAGAGAAGCUGCCAGCCAAAAGAAACGACGCAGCAGCAGCUCUGACAGCGAUAGAGCAGAAAGAAGAAAAAGAAGUCCAUACUCUAAAAGAAGAGCCGAUAGUGCUUCUAAAUCCAAAGACAGAAGAAGUCCAGCCAGACCAGAUAGUACAAAAGGCAAAAAUAAAACUGAUAGCAAGAGGAAUCGGUCAAGCUCUAGCUCCAGCUCUGACAGCGACUAAUAAGUUCUUUAAUUUUUUUGUAAACCCCCUAUUUAUGUAGUAUGCAACACCAGUUUUCCAUCUGCAAAGUUUAUUCACAGCCCUCACUUCUUCCAGAGGUAACACGUACAUAUCUGUCAAACUGUUAACUGUGUUAAACCAACAAGAAACCACAACAGGACUCGAUGGUUAACAGAAUAUAGCUGCACACACCUGCAAAUACAAACUCUGCGGUAUCAAGCAAACUUUAACCCACCUGUAGAUGUGACGGACAAUACACGACCGUUCAAAAGUUUGGGGUCACUUCCCUAAUGAAUCCCAUGGCAAAGUGACCCCAGACUUUUGAACGGUAGUGUAUCUCAGUGUAUUUUUUUUGUCCCCAUAUAUAAAAACUUGUGCAUACUGCUGCUGAGGGGUAGCUGUAAGUCCCAUUUAGACAAAAUGAGUCAUGAUGAACUGCAUCCACAAGUUUGUGAAAGUUCCAGAAAUCUUUUCAUUUUAUGACAACAGGAACUCGUAUUGCAGAUUUUUUGUUUUUUAAUGUUUGAAUUAUGUGAUCAGUUUUAUUUUGCCCAUACAGAAGCCCAGAUGUCUGGCUCUUUUUUUAUUUUUAUGUUUUUUUUUUUAUUUUAUUAAAAUAAAAAAGAAAGUACCUUUUAUCCAUGUCAAUUUUUUUUUUUUUUUUUUUUUUUUUACUGCCUGGAGAAGAUUGAUACUGUGACGCAUGCUUUGACCCUGUCAAUGUUUAUACUCCAUUACUUUUUCCCUACAACAAUCUUAUACUGUAGUCCUGUUAAACUGUUUUUCUUUUGUUUAUUUUUUUCCCUCAAAGAGAAAAUACAAGAUGCAAGCUGUUUGUAUGAACUCAGUUUUGUGCAAAUUGGUCAAAUGAAAUCUGCUGAAGUGUUGAUUGAAUUAUAAAGCUCAGUUUGAUUUGUAUUAGUUUUUAAUAGUAUUUUCAACACUGAGUUCAAAACAUUUAUUUACAGUCAAAAUUACAACAAACAAUGUUAUUAAAGGAAUUUGGAAACUUA